This is a messenger RNA of Brassica napus (rape), 369 nucleotides long. Its product is annotated as tetraspanin-3-like. The transcript is spliced from 2 exons. Gene Ontology annotation, cellular component: plasmodesma; plasma membrane. The record is from RefSeq and is a predicted model, not a curated record. Lineage: Eukaryota; Viridiplantae; Streptophyta; Magnoliopsida; Brassicales; Brassicaceae. Gene Ontology annotation, biological process: auxin-activated signaling pathway. Bases 1 to 369 code for a protein of 122 amino acids.
AUGAGUCUAGAAUGCCCUGGUUUGUCCGGAAGCUGCAAACCGCCAACAGAAUGUGGAUACACGUACGUGAACGAGACACUCUGGAUUCCAGGAGAAGAUAUGAUUGGACUGAACCCGGACUGUAUGUUGUGGAACAAUGACCAGAGACUACUAUGUUACCAGUGUAGCUCUUGCAAAGCUGGUGUCCUUGGUAGCUUAAAACAGAGUUGGAGGAAAGUAUCAGUGAUCAAUAUUGUGGGUUUGAUCAUACUUGUUAUCUUCUAUGUGAUCGCUUAUGCGGCUUACCGUGUUGUUAAGAGGAUGGAUAAUGACGAACCCGCCGGUGAGGCUAGGAUGACCAAAUCUCAUCCUAGUCAUUUUGAGAUUUGA